UGACGCAUGCGCAGGCGCCACUUCCUGCUUCCUGGCAGCAGCAGUUGUCCUGAUCUUCUGGUCGUUGUUGGACUUUUCUCUCCGUGUCCACCUGUCUGUCCGGGUCCAUGCGCGCUCCCGUCUGCGCGGCGCUGCUGCUGCUGUGCGCGCUGAGCGACGCGGCGGCUCGUCAGUUCUCAGAAGAGCAGAUGGCGGCUGUCAGGCAGCGCAUCAAGUCCAUGUUCUACCACGCCUACGACAGCUACCUGAGCAACGCCUUCCCCUACGAUGAGCUCCGCCCACUCACCUGUGACGGACAGGACACCUGGGGCAGUUUCUCUCUGACUCUGAUCGACGCCCUGGACACGCUGCUGGUUCUGGGGAACCGGACCGAGUUCCAGCGCGUGGCGUCGCUCCUCCAGGACACCGUAGACUUCGACAUCGACGUCAACGCGUCCGUGUUUGAAACCAACAUCAGAGUGGUGGGCGGCCUGCUGUCGGCCCACAUGCUGGCGGGUCGGGCCGGGAUGGAACUGGAGCCCGGCUGGCCCUGUUCCGGUCCGCUGCUCCGGAUGGCCGAGGACGCAGCCCGCAAGCUGCUGCCAGCCUUCGAUACGCCCAGCGGGAUGCCGUACGGCACCGUGAACCUGCUGCGCGGCGUCAGUCCCAGCGAGACGCCGGUCACCUGCACCGCCGGCGUGGGAACCUUCAUCCUGGAGUUCGCUGCGCUGAGCCGCCUCACUGGAGACCCGACGUUCGAGAGCGCGGCGCGGCGCGCGCUGACCGCCCUGUGGAACACCAGAUCUGACAUCGGACUGGUGGGGAACCACAUCGACAUCGUGUCCAGGAAGUGGGUGGCCCAGGAUGCCGGCAUCGGCGCCGGUGUCGACUCGUACUUUGAGUAUCUGGUGAAAGGAGCCAUCUUGCUGCAGGACCAGGAGCUUCUCAGCAUGUUCCGAGCGUACGAUCGGGCCAUCCAGAACUACACGCGUUUCGAUGACUGGUACCUGUGGGUCCAAAUGCACAAAGGAAGCGUCACCAUGCCGGUGUUCCAGAGCCUGGAGGCUUUCUGGCCCGGCCUGCAGUCUCUGCUGGGGAACUUGGACAGCGCCGCCAGAACCUUCCAGAACUAUUACUCAGUGUGGAGGCAGUUUGGAGGCCUGCCGGAGUUUUAUAGCAUCACGCAGGGAUACACAGUGGACAAGAGAGAGGGGUACCCUCUGAGACCAGAGCUGAUGGAGAGCGCCAUGUACCUGUUCAGAGCCACAGGUGAUCACACCUACCUGCAGUUCGGCCUGGACGCCGUGGAGUCCAUCGAACGCAUCGCCAAGACGCCUUGCGGCUACGCCAGCGUCAAAGAUCUCCGGGAUCACCAGCUGGAUAACAGGAUGGAGUCGUUCUUCCUGGCUGAAACUGUCAAAUACCUGUACCUGCUCUUUGACCCCGCCCACUUCCUGCACGGCGGGGGAGCGGAGGGGGACGGGUCGUGGGAGGGAGGCGGAGCCAGUGGCCAGUGUGUUCUGGGGGCCGGGGGGUUCAUCUUCAACACUGAGGCUCAUCCUCUGGACCCGGCGGCGCUGCACUGCUGCAGCCGCCAUGCACAGGAGCGCCGAGAGCUGCAGCACCUGCUGCUGGGGCUGACGGCGCCCGCCGGCCAAUCGGAGCGGCCUGCCGCUCAGUCAGAGGACCCUCCCCCCAGCCAAUCAGAGAGCAUCGCUCUGAAGCCUGGAGAGAAGAAGGCCCCGCCCCCUCUCUCAUGCCCCGUUCAGCCGUUCGGCGCUCGGCUCGCCGUCCUGGGCCAGGUCUUCUCUGAUAACACCUGAUUGGCUGCAGGUGGGCGACGCCCUAAAGGAGCUCCUGGACUCUGAGGCGCCUCCGGACUGACAGACGUCAGUUUAAAGUUUAUUUUUAUUUAUUAAAAAUGUUUCUGAGUUUUCAGA
This is a messenger RNA of Gambusia affinis (western mosquitofish), 1919 nucleotides long. It is a transcript of the gene edem2, whose product is annotated as ER degradation enhancer, mannosidase alpha-like 2. Bases 108 to 1802 code for a protein of 564 amino acids. Gene Ontology annotation, cellular component: endoplasmic reticulum; membrane. NCBI's taxonomy places the organism in Eukaryota, Metazoa, Chordata, Actinopteri, Cyprinodontiformes, Poeciliidae. Gene Ontology annotation, biological process: mannose trimming involved in glycoprotein ERAD pathway; endoplasmic reticulum mannose trimming; carbohydrate metabolic process. The record is from RefSeq and is a predicted model, not a curated record. The transcript has 11 exons. Gene Ontology annotation, molecular function: calcium ion binding; mannosyl-oligosaccharide 1,2-alpha-mannosidase activity.